CCUUCACCCAAGAAGAAGGAAAAACCCUCGGCGAUUUCUAGGUGCUGAUCGCUCCGUUUCAGGGAAGGGCACGUGGCAUUUCAUAAGGCAAGAGCAGAAGGGAGCGGAGGCGGGGUCUUUCUGGUGGACGAUAAUCAAAUGGUUUCCUCAAGGGGAGCGAUGGGGUCGGUGCUGUUAAUGGUGAUGGUUGUCUCGCUGCUGGUCUCUCCGGUUUUGUGUAGAGGUGUCCCCGAACCCCUCCACAGAGAACUGGGGCAAGCCGAUUGGGACAGCAUAGACAAAGGGCACUUCGAUGAAUGGUGGCCAAGGGUGCUAUCCCGACAUGAUCACGCCAAGCCGCGACAUCCUCCUCCUCCUCCUCCCCCUCCGACAGAAUCAAGUACGUCGCCGCCGUCCUCAGAUGCAACCCCGUCGGUAGAGGUAUCCAGUGAAGCUUCUGUGAGUGCCAGCGCUCCAUCGUCAUUUUAUGAAGCAUCUUUAUCGUUGUCGUCAGCACCGGCGUCGGAUGAGGAACUGGAAUCCGCACCCGCCUCUGGUUCGGUCGAAGAAUCUUCAGUAUCACCAAGUACAUCGUCAAAGGCACUGUCAGUCGAAGAUUCAUCAUCAUCAUCAUCAUCAUCUCCUCCGGCAGUCGAGAGUGAAGAUGAGGCAGAGCCGUCCGAUAGUUCAGAUGAAACAUCUACAAAGUCUGGAGAGCCGAGUGGAACUUCUUCAGAUUACGAUGAUGGGGGUUCGCCGGAUGAACAGGCAACGCCCAAUCAGGCGAUGGAGAAGACACAUGAAGCAAGAACCGCAGGAGCGGGUACUUCAAUUCCAGUAGAGACAGUCUCUGUAGCUGGCCUUGGAUGGCUGUGGGGAUUGAUGGCUCUCAUCAUUAUGGGGGCAGUUGUGGCCCUGGUUGUGCUUGCCUACAGAGCAUGGCGAACAAGUCGGCAGAAUACGGGAUGGAGACGUCCAAAUGAAAUGGAGAUGCUUCUGAGAUGAUUCGUUUGAGUAGAAUGGUGGAAAUUCUGUUUUGCUCAAAAAGGCAAAAUGAAUACAUCCAUCAGUUUCCCUUCCUCUCCCUUAUUGUUUGCAUAGCUUCAGAGAAGUGCAGACCCUCUCUCUCUCUCUCUCUCUCUCUCUCUCUCUCUCUCUCUCUCUCUCUCUCUCUCUCUCUCUCUCUCUCAAAACCUCUCUCUCUCUCUCUUAUUCCCUCCCUCCCCCCCCCUCGGUGUGUGUGUGUUUGUGUCAUGUUUUGUCCAACCCCCUUGCUGUGCGCAGUUGGGUGCUCUGGGAUUAUUAUUGGAUGGCUCAGAUCUUUCUGGGAUUAUUAUUGGAUGGCUCAGAUCUUUCUGGUGGAUGUGAAGCAUAGCCGGGAAAGUGUGUGGCACCGUUUGCUAUCGGGGCUGGGGACUUUGUUGCGUAGUUUUUAGGAGGAUAGAUAGAUGAGGCGAGAGAGGUAAUAAUGCCUAAUUCAGAGUUCCCGUUGGCCAGGGCAAGCUUAAGUGCUGUCGGGAUUGUCAUAGAGCUGGGCACCUCAGUGAGUAGUUCAUUGGAGGAUGGACAGGGUGUGUUAGGUAAUACCGCUUUGUUUUCUUUUCUUUUUUCUUGAAUACAGCUGAUAAGCUGGGAGCAUUUUCAUGCAAAUGAAAUGCGACUGAUUCAUCUUCGUUGGACCAAGUGUGAGAGCUGUUAUGACCGUCAUACUGUUGGUUUGGACUGUGGAGAGUUAACACAGGCUUCGAGACUGGGAGAAAGAUUUGCUAUUCGGAGAUUUUUGUUCAGCCUCAAUUUUCAAGGUGAGGCAUGGUACGGAUUUGUGCCCGCCCCUGUCCCCCCCCUGCCCCCCUGCCCCCCGACCCCCCUUUUCCUCGGGGCUACUGGGCAUCUCAUCAGCACUAGCACCAGAUAUCUGCAAUGAAUGAUAGAUCGUCAUGGAGAGCUGCUGAGCGCAUGCCGUUGCAUUAGCUAUCUAUAAGCAGAUGUGUGUUUUUCAAUCAAUGAUUGGAUAGCGACGAGUGAGCUUGCACGAAAGUCUGGAGCAUUAUGAACUGAGUUUCUUAAACUGCUCCCUGAGAUGGCUUCAGAGGAGAUGUGAGGCAUUUUUGAGAGCAGGCUGGUACUGGGGCGAAAGUGUGGAGCAUUAUGAACUGAGUUUCUUUAGCUGCCCCCUGUGGUGGCUGAGACGGCAAGUUAGGCUUUUUUGAGAGCAUACUCUCUGACUUAUGCUAGGCUUUUUUGAGAGCAUACUCUCUGACUUAAGCUGCCCCCUUAGAUGGCUUGAGAGGGCAAGUUAGGCGUUUUGAGAGCAUACGCACAUUGGGGGCUUAGUCUGGAUGUAUGUGACCGCAAUUACAGGACUUAGUCUGCAUGUAUGUGACCGUGAUUACAGGACUUAGUCUGCAUGUAUGUGACCGCAAUUACAGGACUUAGUCUGCAUGUGUGUGACCGCAAUUACAGCAUGUGCAAGAUGCAGCUGACUGCCAUUUUGAAUAGAUCGGUCGGGAAAGGCCUGGCAUGAGUACGUCCUUUGAGUGGUUUUGCAAACUGGGUCUAUUGUUUUGACAAUCAAUUGGUCAUGAUGAUAUAUAUUUAUAACCACUUUGAAACUGACUGUGACAGGAGGCACUGAUUGCCGGGCUUGUAGUCUGGCGCAUACUCGUGCCAAAGGCACAGGGACAGGGCUUAAGUGCCCAGAUCAUCGCUGCAUGGAUCUGCAGCACAACUCUAUCAUCCAAUCAUGCCUCAUCCUUGCUCUCUGUGUAAGCGAAGCGGUGGCAGUUCUGUAAAUUCCAUGUCUCAUCUUCGACAUGUUGGCAGUGUCGGAGGGGCCCCUGACAGCUUGCCAGGUCAGUUUGUCAGAUUCCUUUGCUACCAUUCAAUCAAUAAACACCUCCUUCGCAA
This is a messenger RNA of Chara braunii, 2886 nucleotides long. NCBI's taxonomy places the organism in Eukaryota, Viridiplantae, Streptophyta, Charophyceae, Charales, Characeae. The record is from the annotation of a GenBank genome assembly.